GAGUGAGCGAUAUAUGGGAGCAUCAUCAAUAUAUUUAUUUUAUUUUCUUUCUUUCCCUUUUUUUAUUCUCCAAUUUUCUUUCUCUUUGUCUUCUUCCCAAGCGUUUUCUAUGUAAUCCUUUCUUCUUCAAUUCUCUCUUCUUCUCUGCGACCUCUUCACCAAGCUCCUAAUUGGCGGCCUCGAAUUCCAAUUUAAUUUCUCACUUAAUUGAUUCAGCUCCUCUCCGAUCAUGACGAGUCCGCUGCCAGAGUUUUUGUCAAAGAGGGGAAUAUCAGUUCCUUAAUCAACUUCCUCCAUUUAAAUGCUCAUUUUUCGAGUCGGGAUUUUUAUUGAAUUGUUCAAAUCUGGCUCAAUUAUUGCUCAAUCACAUGCCCCUGACGUAUGAAUCGCUUUAGUACAAGUGGGAGCAACCCCUAUUUUUUGUAAUUAGGCAAGGGGUAGUUGUUAAUUGCAUCCACUUGCCGCUUCUAAGUUCUAACAAAUUAUAAAUUUUACAAGGAAUUAUGUUGCAGUUAGUCUGCGAUUGUAUUGGAAACAAGAUAUGUUUGGAAUUGGGGAGAAGACGGUGAAGGCAGGUUUAGAGAUGAGUUGAAGGAGAGUGAGGUUAAAGUGGAAAGUUUGUUAAAAUAGCAGCAGGCUUUUUGUUGUCAACAGUUAAAUGUGUAAAUUUGUCUUUUUGGGGUCCUAAUCUAGCAUCCAAAUCUUGAAUACUAAACACAGACUUUGCAUACUCCAUCUCAGCAGCUCAAAUCUUGGCGGGCCUAUAUCCUGUGAAUGGUGAAACAAACAAGCGGCCUUAUCGUGAGCUUCGGCGAGAUGUUGAUCGACAUGGUGCCUACAGUGUCGCUGGCGGAGGCGCCGGCGUUCGUGAAGGCACCAGGAGGCGCGCCGGCCAACGUGGCCAUAGCCGCGGCUCGGCUCGGCGGGAACACAGCCUUCGUGGGGAAGCUAGGCGACGACGAGUUCGGGCUGAUGCUCGCCGGAAUACUGAAAGAGAACGGCGUCUCCACCCAAGGCGUCUGCUUCGACAAGGUCGCGAGGACCGCGCUGGCCUUCGUGACCCUACGCGCCGAUGGGGAGCGUGAGUUCAUGUUCUAUAGAAAUCCUAGCGCCGACAUGCUCCUAACUCCGCCCGAACUAAAUCUCCCACUUAUUAGAUCCGCGAAGAUAUUCCAUUUUGGAUCCAUAAGCCUGAUUGGGGAGCCAUGUAGAUCGGCACAUCUGAAAGCGAUGGAGGAGGCGAAGGCAGCAGGAGCGCUGCUGUCGUACGACCCGAACCUGCGGCUGCCGCUCUGGCCGUCGGCGAAGGAGGCUCGGGAAGGGAUGCUGAGUGUGUGGGACAAGGCUGAUGUGAUAAAGAUGAGCGAUGAUGAGCUUUGCUUCCUCACACACAACUCCAGCUUCGAUGAUGAAUCUGCAUUGUCGCUUUGGCGCCCCAACUUGAAGCUUCUUCUUCUCACUCUUGGGCAAAAGGGCUGUCGAUACUACACCAAGAAUUUCAAGGGAGCAGUGGAAGGUUACAGUCUAAAGAGGGUGGACACAACCGGAGCAGGCGAUGCUUUUAUGGGAGCCCUCCUUCGUAAGAUCGUGGAUGAUCUUUCCAUCAUCGAGGAUGAGGAGAGGUUGAAAGAGGUGGUUCGGUAUGCGAGUGCAUGCGGAGCUAUCUCGACAACUAAGAAGGGAGCCAUCCCAGCUCUUCCUUCUCACUCUCAAGUCCUCACUCUUCUCAACCAAGAUCAUAUAUAACAGGAAAAACCUUAUCGGCUUUACACACUGUUUCCCCUUCGCCAACAAACACAACUAAUAAACCAAUGAUCUACUAUUGUAUAUUUCUUAUUCAAUAUUUUAUGUACGUGUGAAAUUUAUCAAGUUGUAAGUCUUGUUGUGUAUUCAUCUGCCAUGCAUCUUCUAAUUCAAUAUACUCACAUUUCGUGAGGAUUAGUGUAUGA
Molecule: messenger RNA, 1949 nt
Organism: Salvia splendens (bonfire salvia)
Lineage: Eukaryota; Viridiplantae; Streptophyta; Magnoliopsida; Lamiales; Lamiaceae
Product: fructokinase-2
Exons: 5
Coding region: 775-1746 (323 amino acids)
Biological process (GO): fructose metabolic process
Cellular component (GO): cytosol
Molecular function (GO): fructokinase activity
Source: RefSeq, a predicted model, not a curated record